Molecule: messenger RNA, 2478 nt
Organism: Sinocyclocheilus rhinocerous
Lineage: Eukaryota; Metazoa; Chordata; Actinopteri; Cypriniformes; Cyprinidae
Product: USP6 N-terminal-like protein
Exons: 14
Coding region: 136-1962 (608 amino acids)
Biological process (GO): regulation of GTPase activity
Molecular function (GO): GTPase activator activity; small GTPase binding
Source: RefSeq, a predicted model, not a curated record
UGCUUUGCGCUCCUCUCAAUACUGUUACAUGCAGCUAUUGUAUUCGCCACGGGAUUUUAGCUAUUCGCUUCGCUUUACCUCCCAUGUUUCCAGCGACGAAGGAAUGAAGAGUCUUUUCAAUUAAACGAUAUUGACAUGAAGAAGGACAUAGAGGUGCUGAUAGCAGAGGAACGUGCUGAGAUCAUCUCUAAAUAUAAUAAGGGUAGAGAUGCAGGAGUUCAGAUCGAUCCUUGGGAGGAUGCAGACUACAGCAUAUACAGAGUCACAGAUCGCUUUGGAUUUCUUCAUGAAGAAGAAUUACCCACACCCAGUGCGCUUGAAGAGAAGCAAAAACAGGUGGAGAUUGAGAGGGUGCAGAAAUGGUUGAAAAUGCUGAAGAACUGGAGCAAGUACAGGAACAGUGACCGGAUGAUUAAGAGGGUGUAUAAAGGCGUCCCACUACAGCUGAGAGGACAGGCCUGGGCCCUGCUACUGGAUGUUGAGAAAGUCAAGAGUGACAAUGCAGGAAAAUAUGAGAGAAUGAAGGAGCAAGCCCAGCUGUACUCUCCAGAAAUCAAACAGAUUGACCUUGAUAUCAACAGGACCUUUCGAGAACACAUCAUGUUCAUGGAUCGAUUUGGUGUAAAGCAGCAGUCUUUGUUCCAUGUGCUCUCUGCGUACUCUGUUUACAAUACGGAAGUGAGUUACUGCCAGGGCAUGAGUCAGAUUGCUGCCAUACUGUUAAUGUUCAUGAAUGAAGAAGAUGCAUUCUGGGCUUUGUCCCAGCUCUUAACCAAUCAGAAACAUGCCAUGCAUGGAUUCUUUGUUCCUGGAUUUCCCAAACUUCAGCGUUUCCAAAACCACCACGACCAGAUUCUCUCCAAACUUUUACCCAAACUAAAGAAGCAUUUGGAUAAGGAGCAGAUGUCCAGUGGGAUUUACAGCACUAAAUGGUUCCUCCAGUGUUUUAUUGACAGGACCCCAUUCACUUUGACCUUACGUCUGUGGGACAUCUUCAUCCUUGAGGGUGAGAAAGUUCUGACAGCUAUGGCUUACACCAUCCUUCAGCUCCAUAAAAAACGAUUGCUUAAGAUGUCUCUGGAGGACCUGAGAGAGUUCCUGCAGGAGAAGAUUGGAGAGUCCAUCUACCUCCACGAUGACCUUGUCAUAGAGCAGCUUAAAAUUUCCAUGUCUGAACUUCGCAAAAUGAAGCUUGACCUCCCACCACCAGCUAAGCCUGAUGAGUUUCCUCGAAAACCUCUGGGCCUGGAGCUGCCCGUUGUUCUAACGCCAGUCAAACGGCCCAAACCGAGCCCUUCAGAAGAUACACCCAACAAAGCCCAGCUCAUCAAACGGCCACCUGCCUCUCUGCACAUCUCUCUACAGCAGGAGUCCAUCAUGCUGGAUGACAGCCCUUCACAGGAAAAGAAGCCUUACAACGAUGGAGGGACUGGCAGCAUGUCUCCCCUCCCCUCACCGGACCCCGUUCUAGUGCACAGCCAGAUUCCCCUCACACCUGACGGAAUGAUAGGAGCCCCUGAGGACGGCGGGGAAUGGCCUCCUCCAUACGAACCUCCUGUACCUGAGCUUAAUGAGACUCAAAACCAACCGGAGCUGUGCAACCUUACUGCACCUUCAAAUGUGGAUGAGAAAAAACUUUCACAAGCAUCUCAGAACUUGGAGCAGGACACUUCAGAGACAGCAGGGGGCAGUGUGGCGAGUGAUUUACCCUCAGACAAUUUCGAAUCUGUUUCAAUGCAGCCUUCUGGCGUUUCCAGUUCUGAAAAGUAUGAGGGACAGGUAGGGGAUGAUGAAAGUCAGAAUAUGGACAAUUUUUCAGAAAGACUCUCACCUAAGAUCUCCUCAACAGCCUGUGAGCUGUCACAGUUACCUGCCAAACGAAUCCCCACAGUCCAUUCAGACCCUCUGUUCCAGCACCCGCCUCAUUCCAGCCAACACCUGCCCAAAUCAGAGACAUUUUAAGCUGCCAACUGACUUUUAUUCAAGUGCUUUGCCAGUGAUCCUGUGGAGAGCAUUAUUGAUUUUUCAGCAUUUGUCUUUUCAGCAACUCAAGUUUGCUCUGGUUGAACUCACUUUGUGAUGCAUUUGCACAAACAUCGCAGCUGGCACAUAUGACAGAGAUAAAAGCUUCAUAUCAAAAGUGAGCUGGCUCACUGCUUAAUACACAACUCGGCAUAUAGCCAAUUGUUUUAAGAACAACUGCCUUCCAACUUUUCUCUCACAUUUUCUGGGUUUGUACAGAACUGCCACUCAAUUACACCACAACACCGCCGAUGUCUUUGCAAUUUCUGGGCUCAAAUUUAAUGAAAUGGUGAAAGCUGUAAUGAAAAGGUCGGAACCACGCUCUGCAAUAUGACUGAUUUCACUACAGUGAUUUUCAACAUUCAAAAUCAACCCUUCGUUAAUAUGCUAUCCCUAGUAAAAACUUAAUAUAUUUAAAAUACAUUUAUUUCAUACUAAGUAUAGUUAACAUAUUUA